This is a messenger RNA of Impatiens glandulifera, 2255 nucleotides long. Its product is annotated as serine/threonine protein phosphatase 2A 57 kDa regulatory subunit B' theta isoform-like. Gene Ontology annotation, cellular component: protein phosphatase type 2A complex. The record is from RefSeq and is a predicted model, not a curated record. Gene Ontology annotation, biological process: signal transduction. Lineage: Eukaryota; Viridiplantae; Streptophyta; Magnoliopsida; Ericales; Balsaminaceae. The transcript has 4 exons. Bases 404 to 1969 code for a protein of 521 amino acids. Gene Ontology annotation, molecular function: protein phosphatase regulator activity.
ACAGAUGAUUUUACUACGACCCACAAACUCAAUUGCAUUAAAAAGGUGCGAUUCAUUACUAAGUCAACAUUGUUCGGACGAACAAGUGAAGAAAGAGGGAAGAAGAAAAUCUUUGGUUGGGGCGGCCAUAAAGAACUAAGCUUUACACCUACGAACAAGUUCAUCUCAUCUAUUAAGCAAAAGGUGGGACAAUAAGCGGAUUCUUUGGGAGUUUAUAUCUGAAAGAUAAACAAAGGGUUUUCUGUUUGGUUUGAUCGAGACAUUCGUGGUGAUUGAAGCUGAUCUGUAGAUUUGACUUUCGAUUCCUCGCUUUUCAGAUGAGAAUGGGGGCUUUCUUUUCCCCAUGUUUCAAUUAGCAAAUACAUGUGAUUCUGGGGUGGGUUUUUGUUGAUUAAGCCCAGAUAUGUUCAAGCAGUUCCUUAGCAAGCUUCCUCGAAAGAGCUCGAAAUCAGGAGGCAACCAUGAAUUGUCAGGAAAUAGUUUAUCAUCUUCAAACGCUUAUGCCAACUCAAAGAAUAACAAUAACGGAAAUAGCAAAACUGGAGAGGCAAUUAGCAGACCAGUUUCCAGCCAAUAUUCUGGUUCUAACGCAGUCCAAAAUCAAGGAUCAGUUGGUAUAAACACCAGACUGAACAGAAAUCCAAUCUUUACUUAUGAAGCACUGCCAGGUUUUCGGGAUGUUCCAAACUCUGAGAAGCAGAAUCUUUUCAUCAGAAAGCUUAACAUGUGUUCUGUCAUAUUCGAUUUCACCGAUCCUACUAAGAAUAUCAAGGAAAAAGAGAUUAAGCGUCAGACAUUACUGGAGCUAGUAGAUUAUGUCACUUCUGCGAAUGGGAAAUUCCCAGAGAAUGUUAUGCAAGAGGCUGUGAAGAUGGUAUCAGCUAAUAUAUUCAGAGCACCCACUCCUCAACCACGUGAGAACAAAGUAUUGGAAGCUUACGAUUUGGAAGAAGAUGAGCCUGCCAUGGAUCCUGCUUGGCCUCAUUUACAGAUUGUAUACGAAUAUCUUCUAAGGUUUCUCGUUUCGCCUGAAACCGAUGCUAAGCUGGCUAAAAGGUAUAUAGAUCAUUCCUUUGUCCUUAAAUUGCUGGAUCUGUUUGAUUCUGAGGAUCCUAGAGAAAGGGAAUACUUGAAGACGAUACUACAUAGGAUCUACGGGAAGUUCAUGGUGCAUCGGCCUUACAUCAGGAAAGCUAUAAAUAACAUAUUCUAUAAUUUCAUUUUUGAGACGGAAAAGCAUAAUGGGAUUGCCGAACUUUUGGAGAUCUUGGGGAGUAUCAUUAAUGGAUUUGCCUUGCCACUCAAAGAAGAACAUAAGCUCUUUCUUGUAAGAGCUUUAAUUCCUCUGCACAAACCAAAAUGUUUAGCCAUGUAUCACCAGCAAUUGUCCUAUUGUAUUACUCAAUUUGUAGAGAAAGACUGCAAGCUCGCUGAUACAGUUAUUAGGGGUUUGUUAAAGUAUUGGCCGGUCACCAACAGUUCGAAGGAAGUGUUAUUUUUGAAUGAGUUGGAAGAAGUUCUUGAAUUAACUCAACCUCCCGAAUUCCAACGCUGCAUGGUACCACUGUUCAGACAAAUUGCUCGUUGCUUGAAUAGUUUGCAUUUCCAGGUGGCAGAAAGAGCCUUAUUCUUGUGGAACAAUGAUCACAUUGACAACUUGAUAAAGCAAAAUCGAAGGGUUGUUCUUCCAAUUAUAUUCCCAGCACUGGAGAAAAAUGCUCAAAAUCACUGGAAUCAAGCUGUCCACAGUUUGACACUGAAUGUUCGCAAGAUUUUCUUUGACUUCGAUUCAGAUUUAUUCAAAGAAUGCACCGCAAAGUUUCAAGAAGACGAACUGAAGGAAGAAGAGGCAAAGGUAAAGCGCGAAUCCACUUGGAGGCGAAUGGAAGAAAUUGCUGCAGCCAAAUCUACCAACAAUCAAGCCGUGCUUAUGCCAAAUUUAGCACGCUUACGCAUUUCUUCGGUUUGAGUGUUUGUUUGUGGGUUCAGGCAGGAUAUUUGGAUGAAGAACUACUACUUGUAAAGAGAAAUUGAAUCUAUGGCCCAAGAUGAAUGAAUGAUUGACUGUGGCUUACUAUUAUUAUUAAUUAUUAUUAUUAUUAUGUCAAAACUAUUACAUUUGCCCAUUUUACUCAAUGAUUUGGUGUCUAUUUAUUGUAAUUUUCUCUUGAAAAAACAGUUGGAGAUUAGUUAUUACUAAUCUCUUUCUUUCUUAUCCAACACUUCAUUAUUUAGUAUUACUAGUUGUUUGCAAA